Pistacia vera is the source of this 1848-nucleotide messenger RNA. RefSeq lists its product as uncharacterized. Gene Ontology annotation, molecular function: protein binding. The record is from RefSeq and is a predicted model, not a curated record. NCBI's taxonomy places the organism in Eukaryota, Viridiplantae, Streptophyta, Magnoliopsida, Sapindales, Anacardiaceae.
AAAUGUAUGUACGACAAGCAGCUUCUAAUUUUGUAAGAAGAAUCCAUAGAGUACCUUCUCGAAUCUGCUGUUCUUCUGGUGACACAUCCAUAAACGCAUCGCCAUUGCCGCUUUUCAGCAAAAUGAAAUUCUCCGAUCAAUUUGGUUUUGGAAAUUAUACGUGGAGAAAAAAUCAAGAAGAUUCUUUCCUAUGGAUUCUUUUGUUUGGUCAAGCUGCCACGUUGUUGGGAAUAAAUUCCACAAUUGUCUUAGCAGAAGAUGGCUCAAUUCAAUCAAGCUCUCAAAGUGACCUAGAAGGGUCCAAUGUAGUUGGAUUACGCAAAAUUGAGGAUGGUUCUGUGAUAUCUAAUAUACACACAUCAAAAUGGCGAGUUUUUACAGAUAAUGGGAGGGAUUUUUUCAUGCAGGGAAAAAUGGAGGAAGCUGAGAAGUUUUUCCUUUCUGCAUUGCAAGAAGCUAAAGAAGGAUUUGGAGAGAGGGACCCACAUGUUGCUUCUGCAUGCAACAAUCUGGCAGAGCUGUAUAGAGUUAAGAAGGCAUUUGAUAGGGCAGAACCUUUAUAUUUGGAGGCCAUUAACAUACUGGAUCCAUUUGGUCCUGAAGAUAUACGUGUUGGAGUUGCCUAUCACAAUCUUGGGCAGUUUUAUCUUGUCCAACGGAAACUAGAAGAUGCUCGUAGGUGCUAUGAGCAUGCUUUAAAGAUAAAGGGACGUGUUCUGGGACAUGGUAAUGUAGACUAUGCUGAUACAAUGUAUCACCUUGGGACGGUUUUGUAUCUCCAAGGAAAAGAAAAGGAUUCUGAGGCCCUUUUUCAGGAUUCUAUCGGGAUAUUAGAGGAAGCUGGUCAAGGUGAGUCAAUGACAUGCAUAAGGAGGUUGCGAUAUCUCGCUCAGAUAUAUUUAAAAGCAAAUCGACUUGAAGAGGCUGAGAAUAUACAAAGGAAAAUCCUACAUAUUAUGGAAUUAUCAAAGGGAUGGAAUUCUAUGGAGACAGUAAUUUCAGCCGAAAGGCUGGCGCUGACCCUACAAUCAACUGGGAGCUUAAGAGAAGCACAAGAACUUUUUGAAAGGUGUCUGGAUGCACGGAAAAGCUUACUUCCUCCCAACCAUAUUCAGAUUAGCGCCAACAUGCUUCACAUUGCCAGGGUAGCAAUGCUAAAUUCCAACCAAUUAAGGAAGAGGCACGUUUCUGAAGCAAUUGGUGAGCUUGACCGAGCGAAAGAACUAUUAGACAAUUCGAUAAGGAUAGCACGCCAUGUUUUAAGUAAAUCAAUGAAACAGAAAGGUGAAAAGCACAAUUAUGGAGCAGACAGAGAAACUAUAAGAGAUAGGCGUGCCACAUUGGUCAUACUGUUACAAUCACUUCAAGCUCUUGGGCUUCUGGAGAUCACAAAGCAAGAGAUACAGGAGACAGAGCUAAAGGAAAAUUUGCCUUUUCAUGAGGCUGAAAGUGUACUAUUUGAAUGCAUUGCCGCUUACAAAGAGUUGGCAACAGAGGAGUCAAUUAGUGAUUCUCCAGAAGUGAAGGCAGAGUAUCUUUCAUGUCUGAAACAUCUUUCCAAUUUAAUGGGUGAUUCCAAUAUUCGGGGGACACACAAAUCUAGGGAAGCUACUUUGCAAGAACUGAAAGAUGAAAUUAAUCGUUUAGAACUUGAAACUUCUCCCAAUAGAAGAUAUAAACACUAAACCUGUGGCCAAUUUCGGUAUCACCAGAGGUUACAGCUGGAGAACAAUCUUCUAUUUGUUUGCUUGAAGUAACUGGUUCAGUUCCUCUGUGACCUGCAUACAAAAAUAAGGGCGAGGAGGUUCAAUUCAAUUUGUAAGCUAUAUCAUACAUAAAAUAAGAAUG